Punica granatum (pomegranate) is the source of this 633-nucleotide messenger RNA. The record is from RefSeq and is a predicted model, not a curated record. Lineage: Eukaryota; Viridiplantae; Streptophyta; Magnoliopsida; Myrtales; Lythraceae.
CUUUUCCUGUUUCUCUUUCCAUAAAACUUGUCGGAAGCCUCUCGAGACAGAGCCUCUCGCUUCAAACCCGCCGAUCAGAGGGACCGACAGAGGAAAGCCUCGGGCGAGCGAGCGAGUGAAGCAUUACAAGAUGAUCAUUCCGGUUCGUUGCUUUACCUGCGGAAAGGUGAUUGGGAACAAGUGGGACCAAUAUCUCGAUCUUCUUCAGGCUGACUACCCUGAAGGAGAUGCGCUCGAUGCAUUGGGCUUGGUACGAUAUUGUUGUAGACGGAUGCUGAUGACUCAUGUCGAUCUCAUUGAGAAGCUCCUGAACUACAACACAUUGGAGAAGUCUGACACCAGUUGAAGAAGCCUAGGUUGGAGUUGCACAAAGGAAGUUUGUGUGUUUGGUGUCUGCGCUAGUCCGUGGUGGUUAAUCUGUUCAUGAUGAAGUUAGUAUUGGUGGUGGUAUUUUUCUCUGAGCAUUAAGUGGUCCGUGAUGAAUUUUGUUGUCUAGGGGAACCUGCUGUGGAAACGGCAAUGGUGAGGUUUGUUGCUUGGAACACGAUAGUCUCCGUAUAUGUUUCAAUGAUUCAAUCAGUUGUGAUGAUGACUAAUUGAAAAGAUUUCAUAACAUCUUGUGUUUUAAACUUA